ACCUACCUCAAAGGGCUGCUACAAGACUUAUAUGAGCUCGUAAUGCCUUCAGCAUAUUGAAAGAGGCAGCACAGGUAUAGGAAUGGUGUACUUAGCAAGUUGUAAGCACUAUUAGGAGGGUAAAUGCAACAAUGCAUGGAUAUUAUAGUAACAGUAUGGAGAAAGAGCGUUGAAAUCAACUCAAAACUUGAUGGGUUUCCUAGGAAGGCACUGCCUGUGCUGGCUCUAAACUUUGGUCUGUUAACUGUUUUAUCCUUAUACAGUCUGCCAUGGUAUGCUUGUAUCUCAACAACAGCAACAACAAACCACCCCUCCCCCCCCAAAACCAAAAGCCAUUCAUAGCAGCUAGUUAUCUACCCAUGUGUGUUUACCUCUCCUCCAAACUGAGCUGCUUCAACGUUAACUGAAUGAUAGCCAUAGUUGUAUGGACAGAGGUUGGCACAUCUUCUAUUAAUUCUUAAGUGUUUGGUGAAAGUAGUUGGAUUUGUUAAUGGUUGCUCUUAUCAGCAACUGAGUGUAACAUAAAAGUUGAGGUUACAUUUUUUUCUUCCUUUGGUUCAUCUCAUCCAUGCCUAGGCUUAAUGUCCUUCAUAUCUCAGCUUCUCUCAUCAGUCACAGACCUAUGUAGUUUGGCUAUUUGACAUUUUCCUCUCAAUGUGGAAGCCCCUCCAUCAGACCAUAGUCGCAGUGCUCAGUCUGUGAGGCAGCUUGAUAAACUGUCCUCUUUUCUUAGAUAAAGGAGAAAGCACCAGGCAGCUUGUCAUCUUUAUUCUCGACUGUACUGGUUUCUUAUGGCUCUUGUGACAAGUUAGUACAAACCAAGUGGCUUAUACCAAUUCUUGUUACAGUUCUAGAGGUCAAGCCCUAGAUUCAAGGACCCAGUCGCUUGCCCUUUCCAACUUCUAUAGGCUGCCUGUAGUCCUUUGUUCCAUUUUUAAGGCUGACUGGGCAGUAGCUUCAAAGCUGUCUCCCCUGCUUCUCUCAUAAGCUUUUUUUCUUUUUUCUUUUCUUUUUUUUUUUCUGAUUCUGACUAUCUUGUCCCUAGCCCAGCCGGCCAGUUUCAGGACAAUCUCCUCAUAACCUUUACUGAACCAUGUCUGCAAGCUCCCUUCUGUCACCUUACAGAAUGGAUCAGAUUAUGGCACUGGGGGGGGGGGGGGAAGUAGGUCUUGGUGGGGAACAUUAUUCUGUAAAACACAACUAAAGGCUGGGCGGUGGUGGUGCACGCCUUUAAUCCUAGCACUUGGGAGGCAGAGGCAGGCGGAUUUCUGAGUUCGAGGCCAGCCUGGUCUACAGAGUGAGUUCCAGGAUAGCCAGGACUACACAGAGAAACCCCGUCUCGAAAAACCAAAAAAAAAAAAAAAAAAAAAAAAAACCACACACACACAACUAACUAACGAAGUUGGAAUUGGGUACCACCCAAUGUUAAACUCUAGGGUUUGCUCAUAGCCCUGAACUAGGCACCUUUAUCUCACCACACUCUGUUUCUUCAAAAGUUUCCUAGUCCAGUUUGUCCCCCUUUUGCUCUUUUAAAUUUACCAAUCCCGAAGUCAAUUUUCCAAGGACAAGUAAAUUGGGGACACGUGUAUGGGAAGAUAAUUAAAUUGAUCGGUAUCAUUCCACAUGGAAAAUGUGAGCGGAGCGUGUUUCCCCAACUAACAUAUCCACAUUCCAUCGUUCUACCACAGUCAUCGGUAAGGAAUGCCACUACAAUUUAGUAACUUACAAAGGCAGCUUUCUUUCCGUCGUCUUGCUAAAUGUUACUCCCACCUGUUUCUGCAACCGUGCUAGAAACCUGUCCUACCUAUUCAUCACCCCCCCACCCCCCACCCCCGCUUGGCGCUGGCCUCCGCGCGUUUCCAUCCCCAACGCUAUCCCCUUGGUGGUGGCUCUGAUCGAUUCCCUGGCCCAGCCCUAGCCCUUGCUGUGUCUGUUCAUUUCCAUUGCCCAUUUAAGACGUCUUUGCUUGGAAUUAAGUCUUCCGUCUUCAAACCCACGCACCCAGGUAAGUAUCUAACGUUCAAGCGAGACGACUCUCCAGUUUCAUCCAGGAUCAGACUUGCAACCCAAUCUCUACGGCUUCAUAGUCCACACAGUCCCUGCCUCUGUGAAAGAUGGAGUCUAAAUGGGCUUUACACUUUACAUUUGGUAGUCCUGGAAGGAGGAGUUUUGAGUACUCAUGUCUGGGCUUUCUGUCAGGGUCUUGAAAUUAGGAGUUCGACUGAGCCCAGUUCCCCCGCAGCCUCGCACGCGUUAUUUCGUCCUAAAUUGAUAACUUUCUAGCGCAGGCAGGUCGGGUAUUAGUCUUCCGACUUACAGAAGGAGGAAACUGAGUCGUGGUAUUUCAGGCCCAGCCUCCAUAGCACCUUGAUGCUGUUAAUAACUCACUUGGGUCAUUCUUUCUCCUUGUCCAACUUUCUCGCACCUAGCUGACUGUCCACAGCCGAGCGACUAACUGCAGAAGGACGAGGCUUUCUCCAACGGCCGCUCCGGCUCUUCCCCAUACGCAGUGACGCGACCGAUGACGCUAUUCAGUGACGUGUGAUGACGUGCCUCACCCUGAGCCAGGUGUCGGCAGGGCGGCCACACCCUGAGGGCCCAGUUCAGGACCGGCACUGUGGCUCCGACCUGGGGAGACACGCCGCAAGACCCCCGCCUGAGGCGACCUGGGGCCCUGGAGUCCUGGGUCCUACCGGCCGACGGUUGAUCCGUUGCUAAGUGACGCCAGCGCGCAAAGCGCGUGCGCGGCCACGGCGGUGUGCGUGAAGGCGGGCGCGCGCCGCGACGGCGGCGGCGAGGAAGGCGGCGACGGCGGCGGUCGAGGGGGCGGCGGCCACGAGGCGGGGUCGUUGCUGGCGGAAGAGACGUGUGUGGCGGCGUCUAGGUCGCUGAGGAACAUCGUCGGGGUCAGUGACUACCGUCUGUUCCACACGAUGAGUAACAGCCACCCUCUUCGCCCCUUUACUGCAGUGGGGGAAAUCGAUCAUGUGCACAUUUUGUCUGAGCAUAUUGGUGCCUUGUUGAUUGGUGAAGAAUAUGGUGAUGUUACAUUUGUUGUGGAAAAGAAGCGCUUUCCUGCCCACAGGGUAAUUUUAGCAGCUAGGUGCCAAUAUUUUCGAGCAUUGCUGUAUGGUGGAAUGCGAGAGUCGCAGCCUGAAGCAGAGAUCCCUCUCCAGGACACCACGGCCGAGGCCUUUACAAUGCUCCUCAGAUAUAUCUACACGGGCCGGGCAACACUGACCGAUGAGAAGGAGGAGGUGCUGCUGGACUUUCUGAGCCUGGCUCACAAAUACGGAUUUCCAGAGCUGGAGGAUUCUACCUCCGAGUAUCUCUGCACCAUACUGAACAUUCAGAAUGUCUGUAUGACUUUUGACGUUGCCAGUCUCUACUCGCUUCCCAAGUUGACGUGUAUGUGCUGCAUGUUCAUGGACAGAAACGCUCAGGAGGUGCUGGCCAGCGACGGCUUCCUCUCCCUGUCCAAGACAGCACUUCUGAACAUCGUCUUAAGAGAUUCGUUUGCUGCUCCUGAGAAAGAUAUUUUCUUAGCUUUGUUAAACUGGUGUAAGCACAAUGCCAAAGAGAACCACGCUGAGAUCAUGCAGGCGGUGCGCUUACCUCUGAUGAGUCUCACCGAGCUGCUGAACGUGGUGAGGCCGUCAGGACUCUUGUCUCCGGAUGCUAUUCUAGAUGCCAUCAAAGUGCGCUCGGAGAGCCGGGAUAUGGACCUCAACUACAGAGGCAUGCUCAUACCUGAAGAAAACAUUGCAACUAUGAAGUAUGGGGCCCAGGUAGUGAAAGGAGAGCUGAAGUCGGCCUUGCUGGAUGGUGACACUCAAAACUAUGACUUGGAUCAUGGAUUUUCCCGGCACCCCAUCGAUGAUGACUGCCGCUCUGGCAUUGAGAUCAAGCUUGGCCAGCCAUCCAUUAUAAACCACAUACGCCUACUCCUGUGGGACCGUGACAGCCGGUCUUACUCCUACUUCAUCGAGGUGUCCAUGGACGAGCUUGACUGGAUCAGAGUGAUAGAUCAUUCACAUUACCUGUGUCGCUCUUGGCAAAAGUUGUACUUCCCAGCUCGGGUGUGCAGGUAUAUUCGAAUAGUUGGGACUCACAACACAGUGAACAAGAUUUUCCACAUUGUGGCUUUUGAAUGCAUGUUUACAAACAAAGCCUUCACUCUGGAGAAGGGCCUGAUAGUUCCCAUGGAGAAUGUGGCAACGAUUGCUGACUGCGCCAGUGUGAUCGAAGGGGUCAGUCGGAGCCGGAAUGCCUUGCUGAAUGGGGACACUAAGAAUUAUGACUGGGACUCUGGCUACACAUGCCACCAGCUGGGGAGUGGCGCCAUUGUGGUUCAGCUGGCACAGCCGUACAUGAUUGGCUCAAUACGGUUAUUACUCUGGGACUGCGAUGACCGAAGCUACAGCUACUAUGUUGAGGUUUCCACCAAUCAGCAGCAGUGGACCAUGGUGGCUGACAGAACGAAAGUGUCCUGCAAGUCCUGGCAAUCGGUCACUUUUGAAAGACAGCCUGCAUCCUUCAUCCGAAUCGUGGGAACACACAACACAGCAAAUGAGGUGUUCCACUGUGUGCACUUUGAGUGUCCAGAGCAGCAGAGCAAACAGAAAGAGGACAGCAGUGAGGAGCCUGGGACAGGGGACCUCAGUACCCCCAGUCAGCAGCUCGACCCUCGUGCCCCGCGGGCACCCAGCGCCAGCUCACUCCCGCCCAGUCCGGGCCCCAACUCCCGUUCACCCAACCAACAGAACCAAUAAAGCAGGCAGAGGAUGUCAUGGGACUUGGGUGGGCCUGGAUGGAGUGGUGUCCUCCCCCAUCCCUGGGAGGAACAGGCCUGACUGCAAAGCCCACCCCAACCAGGUUUUUCCCUCCAGGGACAGAAGGGUGCCUGUGGUCUCCCCGCUCCUCAGGCUGUCUCCAGGGGGAGGAAGUGGGUGUUGUGACUCUUUAAGUCCACCAUCAAUCCCUACCUCUAAUCUAACCCAGGUACCAGCACUGAAGGAAUCUAUAAACAGGCCCAAGCUGGAAUUAAAAAAAAAAAAAAAGGUACCCUAUGCCUUGACAAAACCAGAAAGGGCCUGGAGUGUCCCCUCUCUGGCUGUCUGCUUGAUGGUUUGUGGUUGUGCAGGUUUUCCCCGCCUGCUAAGCCUGGUGUUGAAGGCUUGUGGAUUGCUCUGGCCCUCUACAAAGGUCUUCCUCAGUCUCCAGUGCUUGCCCAUGGGCAGUUUUAAGCUUUGAGGAGGCUAAAAGAGACCAGAUGCAGUUCGUCAUGGCACCCGGCCUGACAAGAAAAAUCCUUGAAGUUCAACCAGACACACAAUGUGCAGAUCAAUCACUCUGUGGACACUGGAGUUAAUAACUGAUGAGAUUGCCGCUCUGUUAACCUGUUCCUGAUGUUUGCCCGGGAGGCGGCGUGCAAGCAGGUACCACACGAGCUGCUGGAGAGCCACCCAGAAGCCCGUGUCAACAGAUACUUGCCCAGCCCAAGGCUGACCUUCUGGGCCUCGUGGUUCAGCUGCCCUUGGACUUGGAUCAGCCAGCAGACGGUGUGUCGGGAGCACAGGCCCGGGACUCAGCCCAUCUCCCGCACUGAGUCAUCCACCUGGGGUAGUAAACAGCAGGUCUCUGGUUUUGACCACUGCAGCUCCACCCAGUCCCUCUGUCCCUCCUGUGGCUUCCAUGAACAGCUCAGCCUCUGUGCCUCUACGCACCAUCUCAAGGCCCCAUGAGGCCACCUUAACAUGCCCUGUUAGCGUGCUCAGAGAACAGGGCUUUGGGUCGAGUCCAGUCCUAGAAGUGAAAGGAUGAGUCAGGCAUCUCUCUGAGUUUUUGGUGGAAUGGCUGGUCCACAUGGAAGACGCCUCAGCUGCAGUGGGGGCCAUCUUCCUGUGAGUUCAGGCCUAGGGUGGCAGAGCUGGGUCCCAAGGAGACCAGUCAAGAGUCUGAACCUCUGGCUUCAUUUUGCUGUGUGGUGUGGCUGCCUUUGGUAAGGAGGCUUCCAUGGAUGGAUGGCAGGGUGUAGCUAUUGUGUGGGGGGCGCUGCCUUUGCCAGCAUCCAGCCCGGAGUUGCCAGUAUCUCUAGCAAGCAAUACUCCCUGCCAGUGCACAAGGAACCCCAGUCCUGUGGAGGAUGGGGUUUGUCGCUUUUGGAAGAUAAGUGUGAGAGCUUGUUAGUUUUGUUGGUCAUUUGCUUAAGAUAGAUCCUCCUCCUGUAAUCCAGGUUAGCCACACUCCUGGCAAUUCUAUGUCAGCACCCCGAGUUCUCAGCUUAUAGGUAUGAGCUGCCACAUGCUACCAUAAGACAUUUUUGUAAAGACUGAAGACAAGAUGUAGGUCCAGGCCUGGAGCCCAGCAGUUUCCCUGGGGCAGUGGGUCUGAGCUGGCAAGGAGCCCCUGGUGUCCACCCCAGAUGUCACCACACACACCUAGCACACUAGGUGCUGGGCACUCAGUCCUCUCGCGGCAGCUUCAGUUCACAUCUGGCUAGCCCAGGCUCAUCUGAGACCCAUGCCUCAUGGCUUCCUUUCUCCCUUCAGACCCCCACCGUCUAACCCCCAAUGAUUGUGCAUUCAGGUUGUAAGACCAUAGAGGCUGGUUACCUUCAGUAUGCGUGGCCAUGGUGAUACACAGGAUACACCUCAGAUACACAGGAUGGGAGAUGGGACAUCAAAGUCAUCAGUGCCAGAGGGAGUGGGGGGAGUUCAGAGAACCGUGGCAAGACCUCAGUCACCUGGGCUGACUCCCAGGCUGCCCUUGGGAUGCCUUUCCUGCUCAGGAUGCAGGAAAAGGAUUAUGUCCCAUUUGACACAGGAGUGUACCUACCCUUGGCUGAUGCCCAUGUGAUGUGCCCAGAUGCCAUAGCCAAGGGUGUCAUAGCCACACCUAAGGUAAGGUCCACAUUUCCAGGGGAUAGAGAUGAGCUAGAGCUUGGCUUGUCCCCUGCAGGAUUAUCCUGCAGCCAACAGACUGGAAGCGACACUCGAGUGCUGAGCUGAGCAGAAGCGCUAACAAGUCAUGCUGGGUGGGAACUGAGGGCUCCCAUGUACCAAGUCGCCCUGGCACUGCACAAGGUGAUGCUAACUCUUAAGGACCUUUGGGUGCCAGGAAGGGUCACAGUCAAGCUAUUGGGGGUGGGGGGGCUGAAGCAGUUUGAGCUGUUGCUCCCCCAGCCCUGCCCUUGUCCCUAAGGGCAUCAGUGUGAAUAUGACUCUCGUGGGCUCAGCAUGGAGGGCGUGGCUCCCUCCUGAUGCCUCGAGCCGGCUGUGGAAUGGCACCGCUUCCGGGUGCAGAGCUUCCUGCCGGUGAUUGUGUUCUUUAGGAUGGCAGAUGACAUCACUGGGGCUUUGAGAAGUGUUCAGUCUCACCCACAGGGACUCCCACGGAACAAAUGUGAACUGGACAGGGAGGUCUGGUCUACAGCGUGGGCUUGAGGGUAGCUGCUCUCUGCACAGCAGCUUUAAGCAGCCACAGGUGGUCUUGCACUUAGACUCGGAGUUUCCUGCGCCCUCAGUACUACUUCCGCCCUGAUCUUAGUGGGGCCACAAGCCCAGGUAGACGUGGGACUUUCCCGUGGCUCUUCAGCGGUCGCUUUUCCAUCUUACUAAAUGAAGUGUCGAUUCCUGACAAACACAUUACAAGUCUUUCAUUCCUAGAAAGAGUUGGAAAAAGAAAUUCUUUUCAGCAGGAGAGGGCCGUGUUUGUUAGACCGAUUCCUUGCCUCCCCACCAAUGAGUUUUGAAUUGUGCAAGAAAAAAAAAAUUGCUCAGUAGUUAAGCCAUCUCCAGCAGUUGUCAGAGCUCUGGGCGGGCAGCUGAGCAGUCUCCCGCUCCAACUCUGAAGGUAACAGGACUGCAACCGCAGCCUCCGCAGAGCCGUGGGGAUGGGGUGAAAUCUGUCACAAGUUGGGCCUGGUGUGCUUGGUAGGACUGCAGGCCUCCCUCCGCGUGGGGACAGAGGUGUCAGAGCAGAGGCCUGUCUCCUAGGAGGUCCCUCCUCAAACUUGGCCCUGCCACAUUGUUCCCCUUCACCUUGCCUCCUGUGUGGCAGUGCUGAGGUGCCCACCGCCACGGGCACUGGGCAAGCCAUAGUCAUUCUGCAGCACGGUCAUUGACUUUAUCCUGACAACAGGCACUACAAUGCCCUGUGCCACCAGGUGGGAUGCCUCAUACAAAGGGUUCUGAGGUCUCCAGAAGGGAGGAGAGUGGCUGAGGUAGCCAUGCUGGAGGGCACCCAACUCUCCCCUGGAUGAGGGCGUGGGCGGGCUUCACUUCGCUUCUGUAGGGCAUGGAAGGAACCCAUCCCCCACCCCCUCCAGUGUCUGUUCCUCCCUGUCCUGUCUUUUGUCCUUCACGUUGAAAAAUGCACAGGACUACUUGUUCCAGAAUAAGCUUUCAGUCUAGCAGAGACUGCAUUGCCUCUCUGGCUAGGCCAUUCCUGACCCAAGUCCAGGGCACCUGGUCCUCUACUGUCCCCACCCAAACCCUGUUUCCAGUCUCUGCUACUAGAAGCCAGACUGAGUGGGGCUUCUGGACAGAUAGGUCCCCUUCAGCCCCCAGCCAAGGACACAACCACCCCCGUAAUUUACGGUCAAUGUCCUCCCAGAACUUGCCACUUACAGCUCUGGGCAGUUGGGUGAAGUGGUGGCCCAGAACCACACACCUAUUUCUGCCUUGUCUCCAGCCUCUCAGUCUUUCCAAGUACUAAGAGUGUCACCUUUGGAAGCCAGUGGCAGUGGAGGUGCAAAGCAGGGUCCCCAGCCCAUUGAGGGAAAUCAGUGUAGGCUGUAAGUGGGUUUCAUCUCUGAGCCCCAGGGGUUACAGCUGCCCUGGAGAUCUAGCUGAGGCUUCCCCCACAACCUCUGAUGGCUGCUUCAGGCCUAUGUUCCAGCCAUCCCCCACCCCCCACCCCCCAAUUGUAGCUUGACAUGGGGUCAGUACUGGUGUCCAGCUGUCACAGAAAUAGUCCCUCUAAAAUUGGCUUCAGGCCAUAGUUGAGUAAGAAUGGAGAGAAUCUCAGCCAGGAUUACUGGGGUCUUGGAAAGCCAGGGCUAGGACAGCUCUGGGUCUCAGGAUGGCCUUCCAAAAGUGGGCUUCUAGGAUACCACGUGAGCCUGAAAGCCAGGAAGUUCCUUGUCAGACUGGCUUAGGGCUGAUGUCCCCAAGUCACAUUCUAUCUCCACCCCUAUCCCCAGCACCCAGGAUAGUAACUGGCUUGGGUCAUGCCUUUGCAGUGAAGGCAGGUGACCGCUCCCCAUGGGUGGCGAUGCACAGUGCCCAUGAGCUGCUCUGGCCAAACUUGUGGAGACUGGAUCUUCCAGAGAUGAGUAGCCACUUCCCCUCCAGGCUACCAUUUCUAGGCCUCUGAAGAUUGUGAGUGCCAUCCCGAUAUGGUGCGGGUCAUGGUAACCCUGGGCACAGCCCCCUGAGGAAGUAUCCAGGGCAGUGUUUGGAAUGUUUAUGAGGUGGCAUGGCGUCUUUGUGUAGCAAGCUGUGUUGUGACCCUCGGUUCAUGUGUGUGCAAGGCCACUACAGGCUCACCAUAAAAAUAAAGCGGUGACUUUGA
This is a messenger RNA of Arvicanthis niloticus (Nile rat), 9576 nucleotides long. RefSeq names its product BTB domain containing 9 (gene Btbd9). Gene Ontology annotation, molecular function: protein binding. NCBI's taxonomy places the organism in Eukaryota, Metazoa, Chordata, Mammalia, Rodentia, Muridae. Gene Ontology annotation, biological process: circadian behavior; modulation of chemical synaptic transmission; adult locomotory behavior. The record is from RefSeq and is a predicted model, not a curated record. Gene Ontology annotation, cellular component: cytoplasm.